AUGAUGGUAAGACAUGCGUCAAGUUUAGGAAUGGCAUCAUCUCUCUCUCUCUCUCUCUCUCAAUGA
Molecule: messenger RNA, 66 nt
Organism: Spirodela intermedia
Lineage: Eukaryota; Viridiplantae; Streptophyta; Magnoliopsida; Alismatales; Araceae
Source: the annotation of a GenBank genome assembly